CUCCCAACUUCGCUCACCUUCUAUUGCGAUCCUGGCAACCAGCUUACAAACUCCACAUCGCCGCUCAGCAACUUAGAUUCAGCAUCGCAUUUAUUUUAACAGAACAGCACUUGAAACAUCCUCAAUAUGAGCUCCUGGGAUGAUGUUACCGUGAUUCGCAAGCGCCCUGAGACCAGCAAAGCUCUCAAGUCAGAAUCGGCUGUGAACGCUGCACGACGAGGUGGUGGAUCCGUCACAUCAGAGAAGAAAUCCACAACCAAUGCACAGCGUGCGGGGAUUGAUGCAGGAAAAGCUGCAAAGAUUGACAAUGAGACGGAGGAUUUCACGGUUGAACGAUUGGGCUUGUCCGUAGCGAAGGCAAUUCAACAGGCGCGACAGGCAAAGGGAUUGACGCAGAAGGACUUGGCUACCAAAAUCAACGAAAAGGCAACCGUGGUGAACGAAUACGAAACGGGGAAAGCAGCAAAUCCAAACCAGCAAGUCUUGGCGAAGAUGGAGCGGGUUCUGGGCGUGAAGUUGCGCGGCAAAGACAUUGGUGCACCACUGUCUAGUAUUAAAAAGAAGUAGAUCAAUAGGUAGUCGGGACUUCAAGAACAGUACUGAGGAUUGACGUCGGAGGGUUGCGAUCCACUGCAAGUGGCUCGCGUGGGCAAUCCUAUCUCUCCGGACCCUCCUUGGUGUGACUGUUGACCUUGGCUCCAUCCAUCAGAAUAGAAAUCUGGCCCCAAGCUCAUCUUCCCCGAUGAGUUAGAGGGCUUCACGUCCCCCGCAUGCUCAGACGUACAACUGGAAUUUUGAUGAUGAUAUGAUGAAUUAUAUCCGUAUUGUUUAC
Messenger RNA from Spizellomyces punctatus DAOM BR117, 832 nucleotides. Its product is annotated as multiprotein-bridging factor 1. The coding region runs from base 127 to 567 and encodes 146 amino acids. The record is from RefSeq and is a predicted model, not a curated record. Gene Ontology annotation, molecular function: DNA binding. Gene Ontology annotation, cellular component: nucleus. Lineage: Eukaryota; Fungi; Chytridiomycota; Chytridiomycetes; Spizellomycetales; Spizellomycetaceae. The transcript is spliced from 2 exons.